AUGGCAAAUUCAAUUGCAAACUCCGCACAAACACUACCUCGAUUUCUUCUCCCUAGAUUGAGCUGGCAAGCUCGAUCUUCUUUACCCCCGCAUACUGUUCGAGCAUUCAGCGCAGCAGCAAACAAUAAUGGGAAGUCUAUAGGACCCGCCUCUGGAAGGCAGGCAUCAAAUGGAGCACGAUCAAUGGGAAAUGGAAACAAACCUAGAACUAGCAUAUUACAAGAGCCAUUAUAUCGAAGAGCAUUCCACGCAACACCCCGACAGUCUAGGGACCACCAUUUUGAUACCCUAAAGUUCGUCCAAAGAUUACAGGAUGAGGGAUUCACAGAAACUCAAGCUGUAGCUAUGAUGAAAGUACUAAGCGAUGUUAUUGAAGAAAGUAUACAAAACCUAACUCGCACAAUGGUUCUUCGGGAAGAUGCAGCUCGCGCUACCUACACCCAAAAAGUUGAUUUCGCGGCGCUCCGUAGCGAGCUCCUCUCAGCAGAUUCUACAGAAUCAUCCACAACCCGCGCUUCACAUGAGAGACUCACCAAUGAUCUCGCUAAACUCAAUGCUCGUCUCCGCGACGAGGUUUCCCGAACACAGGCUUCCGUUCGAUUGGAUUUAAAUUUGGAGAAAGGAAGGAUAAGAGAGGAAGCCAAUGUUCAGGAUCUUAAGAUCAAGGAAACCGAAACGAAGAUUGAGCAGGAGGUUGCUGGGUUGAGGGAGAAGUUGGAGGGUGUUAAGUUUCAGACUUUGCAGUGGUUAAUGGGUGUUUGUACGGGUACGGCGGCGUUGAUUUUGGGUGCUUGGAGAUUGUUGAUGUAG
Sclerotinia sclerotiorum 1980 UF-70 is the source of this 810-nucleotide messenger RNA. RefSeq lists its product as hypothetical. The transcript is spliced from 2 exons. NCBI's taxonomy places the organism in Eukaryota, Fungi, Ascomycota, Leotiomycetes, Helotiales, Sclerotiniaceae. Bases 1 to 810 code for a protein of 269 amino acids. The record is from RefSeq and is a predicted model, not a curated record. Gene Ontology annotation, cellular component: mitochondrion.